CUGCGCGGCGCCGCCAGUGCGCUCGUGCCGCCCGCGCCCGACACGGCGGGCGUCGAGUACGACUCGGACAUCUCCACGUCCGGCGACGAGGCGCACGACUCGGCCGCCCUGCGUGCCGGCGUGCAGCCGGGCGUCAAUGGCGGCGCAUCCGUGCCCGGUGCCGGCGGUGCGCCUGCGCCCAGCCGGCGCGACCGCGACAGCAACAGUCCCGACGAGCUCGACGACGGGCCCGACGUUGGCGAGGAGAUGGAGGCGCGCUGCGGCUGGGAGGACUGCGGCGAGACGUUCCACAGCCUCGUGCCGUUUGUCGAGCACCUGCAUGACGUGCACAUCGGCAUCCACAAGUCACGCUACUCAUGCGAGUGGGUCGGCUGCUCGCGCCGCGGCAAGAACCAGACGAGCCGCUUCGCGCUGCUGUCGCACCUUCGCUCGCACACUGGCGAGAAGCCCUUCGUGUGCCCCAAGGCAGAGUGCGACAAGUCCUUCACUCGCUCCGAUGCGCUGGCGAAGCACAUGCGCGUGCAGCACUCGAUGCAGGCGCCGUCGAUGCGAGGCCGUGCCGUCGCCGCUGCGGCAGCCGGCGCCAAGCAUGAGGAUGGAGACGACGACAUGGGCGACACGAGCAUGGCAGGCGCUGCAGGCGGUACGAACGACAUCGCAGACGAGCUGCUCGACCUCGCAGAGGGCGACGGCGGCAGCGACUCGGACGCGCCGCCGGCCAACUACGAGACGCAGUUCGGCCGGGCGGGCCCGCGCUUCUCAGACGCGGAGCUCGGCAUUCAGCGCGAGGCGCUUGAUCCGUCAGCGCUGGUCGGCGAGGACGAGGAGGCAUGGGAGGCGGACAUGGCGCCGGUGCUCGAGUCCGCGCGGCGGGCGUGGACACGACGAGCGCGCGACCGGUGGGACGAGGCGCAUCUGGGCAACGGACAUCAAGCGGCGUCGCCCGACGCCCCGCCGCCACUCGGCCCCGCACCCGGCGACGUAGAGUCAGAGGAGGACGUGUCGGGCCGACGACGUGGCACCCGCAAUGCUGGCCGGCGAUCGAGUCCCAAUGGCAGCUCGGCGACGGCCAGUGCACGUGCGCGGCGCAUCUACCUCAUCGAGAAGGCCAAGCUGCGCAUGGCGCGCUCCGAGCACGAGCGCCUGCGCGAGCUCGUGCGCAGCCUGGCCGCCGAGGCGCGGCGCCUCGAGAGCGACAAGCGUGUGCAGCUCGAGCUGGCGUUGACCAAGGAGCUGGGGCCGGACAUCAAGGCGAUCUUCUCGCCGCCGCCGUCGCCGCAGCGCUAGAGACACUAUUUCCGCCGCAUGUAGUCUCAUUGGCUCGCCAGGCAGGGCGAGGGUAUACCAUAGCAUUUGAACACCAGGGCAGCAGUAGCGUCGAACGACGACAUGCGCGCGGCAAAGCAGACGGACAGCGGUCGCCACGACGGGCGAUCGGCGGGGCGUAAGGGAGGCUCUUUCGUGUAGCGGAAGGCAGAGGAACGGGGAAAGGACGGUGGUGAGAGUGAGGCGGGCACGCGCAUCGCGUACGCCGGCGGCG
Messenger RNA from Tilletiopsis washingtonensis, 1540 nucleotides. RefSeq lists its product as hypothetical. Bases 247 to 1287 code for a protein of 346 amino acids. NCBI's taxonomy places the organism in Eukaryota, Fungi, Basidiomycota, Exobasidiomycetes, Entylomatales. The record is from RefSeq and is a predicted model, not a curated record. The transcript is spliced from 4 exons. Gene Ontology annotation, molecular function: DNA-binding transcription factor activity, RNA polymerase II-specific; RNA polymerase II cis-regulatory region sequence-specific DNA binding. Gene Ontology annotation, biological process: regulation of transcription by RNA polymerase II. Gene Ontology annotation, cellular component: nucleus.